This is a messenger RNA of Daldinia caldariorum, 1560 nucleotides long. RefSeq lists its product as uncharacterized. The record is from RefSeq and is a predicted model, not a curated record. Bases 126 to 1478 code for a protein of 450 amino acids. Gene Ontology annotation, molecular function: metal ion binding. NCBI's taxonomy places the organism in Eukaryota, Fungi, Ascomycota, Sordariomycetes, Xylariales, Hypoxylaceae. The transcript has a single exon.
CACAGCUUAAGCUACCUAGGUAAUAAACCUACAUCAUCCUCAGUCAACACUGUCACUCAGGUUGGCAUUAGACCUUAGGGUUCCAGAGCAUGAUCUAUAUUCUAUACCUCUAGCUUGAUACAAGUAUGGCUAACUCAGACUACACUGGCGGCGGAGCGGGAGCGAGAGCGAAUAGCCAGCAGCGAACCCGCAGCUCAAGCUCAGUCCCCCCUGACUCACCAUCAACUCAAAACCAGAUGCCGCUUCCUCAUUACUUCAUCGUCCGCCCAGGGAGCACGAAGAUCACGGCGUCGGGCACAGUAACGACGCCCGGACCUAUCGUGCCUCUUAUCGCGGUGGACCAACUGCCCGAAUGGCUCGAACUGUCGGGGGUACCGCGAGAACUCAGCGUCGAGCAGACCGUGGGUCUCAGGAACCUAGGAACUGUGCCUCGACAUCCCGGCUUCUACAAGGUGUUCAUGAAUGACAGCCUCCAAGGUACACCAGCUCCUCGCAAGAAUGAUGAUCAUCACGUACAGACGGAACAGAACGCCAAUAACAACAUAACCGCAGCAUCCACCAGCGCCUCACCGCCGCCUCCAACAACAGCGUUGCCAUCGCCCACACCAGCGGAGGAAAUAUCAACGCCAAGCCUGCGAAUCGACCCAGUGGUCUCUGAGUUCCAUUCAUCCACUACACCCGUAGGCCCUACGCCGCCCUUAUACCCGAUCCUCCACGCGCCCGAGCCAGCGUACUCUCCUUCCUCCUACCACACGCCCCCUAUACCCCCUCCCCACUUCCUCCCAUCCUGGCACCCCCCUUCCUCCCGCAAGCCCACGACGAAGACGACCAGGACCACGACGCUCCGCCCCGGAACCAGCAGUCGCGGCCACAGCCACACGAGCGGCAGCCCGUCGAGCACGUACUGCAAGCACUGGUGCCACCGCGGCACGUGCCGCUGGGGCGCGCAGUGCCGCUACGCGCACGAGAUGCCGGCGACGGCCGCGGGGCUGCGCGACGUCGGGCUCGCGCACCACCCGGCGUGGUACACGACGGCGGUGAGCAUGGCUUUCGGGCCGGGGGGUUUCGUCAACGCCAACGCCAACGCCAACAGCACCGGCACCGGCGUAGGAUGGUACGUCCACCAAUCCGCUGCUGGCACGCCCCGGUAUCACGACCAGCGGGGCGGGGAGAGGAGUAAGGUGGAGAAGGAGAAGGAGAAGGAGAAGGAGAAGGAGAAGGAGAAGAGGGACAGGGCUAAGGAGAAGGAGAAUAAUAAAAGCGCGGGAGCGGGAGCGGGAGCGGGGAAGGGCAAGGAGAAGGGCAAGGAAAAUGAGAAGGAAUCAGAUAGUAAGAGCAAACCCGCCACGGCGUCAACGGAGCCAGAAGCAAAUGAGGAGAGCAAGGGCGACGCUACUACGGAAGAGAAAGCCAGUGCUGCAGCUAGCGACGAGGCGCAAACUCGACCGGAGAAAGUCGAGAAGUUAGUUGAGAUCUAAACAGGAUCCGGAAGAAACUGUUCGAGUCGAGCUGUGUUAAUUCUUGCGACUGAUGAUGUUUCUUGUAAUAAACAAGGCGAAU